Messenger RNA from Aspergillus clavatus NRRL 1, 1062 nucleotides. It is a transcript of the gene eglD, whose product is annotated as putative endoglucanase. Bases 1 to 1062 code for a protein of 353 amino acids. The transcript has a single exon. Gene Ontology annotation, biological process: carbohydrate metabolic process. Lineage: Eukaryota; Fungi; Ascomycota; Eurotiomycetes; Eurotiales; Aspergillaceae. The record is from RefSeq and is a predicted model, not a curated record. Gene Ontology annotation, molecular function: cellulose binding. Gene Ontology annotation, cellular component: extracellular region.
AUGAAGUCGACCUUCGGAUUGCUUGCUCUGGCAGCAGCAGCCAAGAUGGCUCACGCCCACGCCACUGUGCAGGCCAUCUGGAUCAACGGUGUUGACCAGGGCGCUGGCAACAGUGCCAGCGGCUACAUUCGCUCCCCCCCCAACAACAGCCCCCUCGUCGAUGUCACCUCUGCCGACAUGACUUGCAACGUCAACGGCAAGAACCCUGUUGCUAAGACCCUCCCCGUGAAGGCUGGUGACAAGAUUACCUUCGAGUGGCACCACACCGACCGCUCGCCCUCCGACGACAUCAUUGCCUCCUCCCACCGCGGUCCCAUCAUGGUCUACAUGGCCCCUACCGCCAAGGGCGCUGCCGGCAACGGCUGGGUCAAGAUCGCCGAGGAGGGCUACUCCAACGGCAAGUGGGCCGUCGACAACCUGAUCGCCAACCGUGGCAAGCACUCGAUCGUCGUCCCCGACGUCCCCGCCGGUGACUACCUGUUCCGUCCUGAGAUCAUCGCCCUGCAUGAGGGUAACCGUCUGGGUGGUGCCCAGUUCUACAUGGAGUGUGUCCAGGUCAAGGUCACUUCCAACGGUGCCAACGCUCUCCCCGCCGGUGUCUCCAUCCCCGGUGCCUACAAGGCCACCGACCCCGGUGUCCACUUCGACAUCUACAACAGCUUCAGCAGCUACCCCAUGCCCGGCCCUGCCGUCUGGAACGGCGCUUCCGCCGCUGGCAGCGCUCCUGCCCCUACUGCUGCUCCUACCCAGAAGCCCGUUGUCACCGCUGCCCCCACCACCCUCGCCACCCUCGUGAAGCCCACCACCACCACCGCCGCUGCCCCCGCUGAGACCGACUCCUGCGACGGCGAUGAUGAUGAUUAUGAAACCGAGACUCCCGCCCCUCAGGCCUCCGCCACUCAGGCCCCCGCCCCUCAGCGCCCCGCUCCUCAGACCCCCAGCGGCAGCGUCAAGGAAUGGUACCAGUGCGGCGGCAUCAACUACACCGGCGCCAAGAACUGCGAGUCCGGCCUUGUCUGCAAGGAAUGGAACCCCUACUACCACCAGUGCAUCAAGGCCUAA